Messenger RNA from Schistosoma haematobium, 3994 nucleotides. RefSeq lists its product as uncharacterized. Gene Ontology annotation, cellular component: endosome; membrane. The coding region runs from base 2807 to 3907 and encodes 366 amino acids. The transcript is spliced from 2 exons. Gene Ontology annotation, molecular function: metal-dependent deubiquitinase activity; protein binding; K63-linked deubiquitinase activity. Gene Ontology annotation, biological process: protein K63-linked deubiquitination. The record is from RefSeq and is a predicted model, not a curated record. NCBI's taxonomy places the organism in Eukaryota, Metazoa, Platyhelminthes, Trematoda, Strigeidida, Schistosomatidae.
GCCACAGAGCGGAAAGUUCUCAAGUAGACGGUACUUUAAGGUCAUAUACUUGUUUCAGUUUUUAGUGUGAAUUCUGCCGCACAAUCCCCUUUUAGACAAAGCCUCGUGUAAAACACUUGUUUUCUUGACUGACAAUAAAUUUUAAAAUGUCAUUUGACGUGUCCAUAACUUGGUAGGCAUAAAAACAACCCACUGUAUUUAAAAGGCUCGUUUUCAUCACAAACUGACAUCAUCUACAUAAUGGACUUGGCAACUAAAUCUGUUCAAUCCACCCGUUUGUUUUGCUCUUACUGUUUUAAAAACUUCACUACUGUUGGAUGUUUUUCUGAUUGUAUGUGUGUACUAGUACAUAUAUUCAAACAGUACGUUACGUAUAAUUGUCGACAAAUUUCUCCCAAAUACACGGCUUAAGGGGGAAGAAUCGAAAUUUCCCCUAAAUAACCGACGCGAAGCCGAAAAAGCGACAGUUUUUCUUUAUUAACGCCUUCGCCUACUUUGUUCACCCUUAUUUUCCUUUUAUUUGUUGCUUGGGUUAAUCAUCCUCAAAUUUAUUGUGCUGAAAUAUUUAAAAACUUGAAAUGUAAUAUUGCGGGAGUAUUCGCACACCGAAUAUUCCAUCGUUUACUGGCACAAGGAAAAGCAUCUAAGGUUUUCCGAGCUCACUAGCGAAAGCCGCUUCAGGGUGUUAUCGGAAGUAGAGCAUAACGAUCUAAUUGUUAAGUCGCCAUGUACCUUGUUUUGGCGUAGCUUCGUCCUUUAGCCAGAUGCUAAGACCUAUGCGGACAUUUUUUACGGCUUAUGUUGGUUAGUAAAAUUGCUCUGGUUAACAUUAACUACUAAUCAUGGAACUUUAAUCCUUGGUAUAUCACAAUUGAAAGGGAUGUAUAAAUGUAACUUCGCAUAUCCAAUGAAUCCGCAUAAACUCCCACAGUUGAAUAAUACCAUCGUUACAACAGAAUAAGCGUUUCAGUAGCAAGUUUGUUUCUACAACACAAUUUAUGAGUUUGGAUUAUAUGAGGCUUUGUUCUGUCACUGUAUCACCUUAUCCCACUGUGCAGAUAUGAUGAGAAAAUUAGAACAUGCAUAUGUGUGCUAAUUCCUACGAUGUCUAUAAUCAGUUGACUAACAUCUGUAGUUCUGAUCCUAAUUUCAUGUAACCAUGAAUACCUUGAUUUAUUUUGGUUUGUUGUUAAAGUUGCAAAUAUGAAAGUUGGCUUAUGUGAACGUUCGGCUAAACCGUCACUGUAAAAUUAGAUGUGUUCUUCGGUGCCGCCUAUUAUUAAGCAUAUAUGUCCAGUACUAACCAAUUAGUCUACAAAGUCUCUUGAUAUGAAUCCAUUUGAAAACAAAUUCAGCAGUGAUCAUAGAUUAAGUGAUAUUAUUUUCCUGAAUUUUUCUUUCUGUCAAGUAAAACCCGAGCAAAUUAUUCCGGCUGAAGUGGAUUACUUUUUCAAAAAUGGUGAGGUCUUUGCAUUUGCAAGGAAAAAUAAGAUAAUUAAAAAAGCUUAUCAUAUACUGCAGCAAGAAACAUGAAAUGUGAGCAGUUUUAUGGUACGAGGAACAACACAUUAUCACAUAUUUGGAUCAAUUAGCCUCUUUCUUAAAUAUCUAUCGAAAUUUACAUUAGGAUCGAAAUACUUGUAAGACAUUAGAUUUUUGUAAGAUGCGAUUGUGUCUAUUUGGAUAGGUCACUUUUGCAGUCUAUGGUGUCCUUAGCCACAUUCCAACAUUGAAAGUGUAUCAAAUAUUGAUUGACUUCUUUCUAUCAAGCUUUAUGUUUGUAAUUUCAACUUUACAUUUGUAUUUCAUACUUCAGUUAUUCUAUUCCUACAAAUUUCUUACUAGGUCCUCUUGUGUUAUGAUGGUUUCUCAGAAUUAAGUAAAAAUGCUGAAGUGACUAAAUGAAAAACCUGAGUCCAACUUCUGUAUUCUGCUGUACCUAUAAAUUUUAUUUACAAAACACAAAUCAGCCGUAUAUUAAAUGUAAGUGCUUUCCAUAAGUUUAUGCAAUCCUUGUAUUUUCAGCAAUGUAAGAUUUAAAAAAGAGACCGUAAGUUGAUGUGUUCAAUUAUCUGUGACUCAUUCAUGGUCUAAAUGACAUCAAGCGAUUGUUGAAAGCUUUAAGAUUAUACUUAACUAGUAUAUGCAGUAGUUUCCAUAAAUGACAAAACAUAACUUUAAAGUUUUCUGAUUAUUUCAAAUGUUAUUACAUUCUGUUUUUACAGAAUCAUCACUAUUUUCCUCGACUACUGAGAAUUUUUAAAGACAAUAAUUUUCAUUUAUCGUUAACCUCGUAACUAAAAACUUGAUCUCGUCAGGUGGUGGGAAACCCGCAUUUUCACCAACGUACUUGUAGAUAGAUAGGAAAUAUCGCUAAAUCGUACAGAAAUAUACUAAUCAAUACCGGUUACGUGAACCUAUAUUUAAUCACUGAUAUGGAACAAUAUUUUCCCCACUUAUUUUCAGUUUUUGUGCUGAUUGGAGAGUAGUUUUUCUUUCAUAGGCUUCUUAGCGAAAGUGUGAUAUAAGCAUAACGUAGAGGAACCAUAAGAAGUCCAUGCUGUUCCCUGUUGUAAAAGAAGAACCCAUCCCACAAACUCAAUGCGAUGCAUAGCCUACUAUUUACAACUGUGAAUUCGUCGGUGUUAACAUUUGUGCGAUUUUGGUAUUUAAAUCUUUUCAUAACCAAACCAACUAUUUACUUACAUCUAUUUCUAGCUAAGAAGUUGACUGAUGCAAUUCAUUUAUGUCUUCUAGGUCCAGUUCCUCCAUGUAAUAUCAUAAGUUAUACAGCUUUCCUCCAGAAAUGAACCAAACUCCCCAAGAACGUCUGGAUGCUCUUCUUAAGUCUGCCGAAGAUUUCACUAUCAUUCAAAAUAUAGACAUUUCCCACUAUGCACGGUUUAUCCGGUCGAUGUUUCGCUUAUCUGUCCAGUUCUCAGAAGCAGGCCAAAAAGAAAGAGCGUACAUAUUGUCCAUAAGAGCUGUUUUGUGUAUCCGAGAGUUACCUAAUCAUAAUGGUUACCAGAGACUGGAUCCACGUGUUCAAAACGAACUCAAAAGUCUUGGUAAAUUACUUCCAAAAUCUGCUGAGUUCUUGAAGGAUGAUUUGAAAAAGAAGUACACAGAGGAAUAUGAGCUGUAUAAAAAGUCACUUAGUAUAACUGAAUGGAAAGUGAAUACUAAUGGGCCAGUGGUACCUUUUCUUGAUCAUAGUUCAAAGCCGUAUGAUGACUAUCCAGUUGAUCCCAACUCUUAUAGACUCUCUUUGUCUAACUUAUCUUCAGUCAACGGAACGUUAUAUCCUGCUUUUAAUAAAGCCUUCAACUAUACUCUCGAUGAGCUCCCAAAAUCUUUGUUCAGUAACUACGCAGGAAAUUAUGGUUUGACGAAAACAUAUUUAUCCAGACAUCUGAUAAGUGACUUUUUGAACCUAGCUAGUAAAAAUACUAAAGGAAAUCGAGAAACUUGUGGGACUCUGUGUGGGAAAUUAAUUAGUGGCAAUUUCUAUAUUACAAAUCUUCUAAUUCCGAAGCAAAGCGGUACUCCAGACUCUUGUGUUACAUAUAAAGAAGAGGAAAUAUUUGAGUACUUAGACAGGAGGCAGCUGAUCACAUUGGGUUGGAUUCAUACACAUCCUACUCAAACUGCAUUCUUAUCGGCUGUUGAUCUACACUGUCAGCUUUCUUAUCAGACUAUGCUUCCGGAAGCGAUUGCAAUUGUAUGCGCUCCUAAAUUCGAUGAUAUUAAAUGUUUUUCAUUAACUCCUGAUCACGGCAUUUCAUUCCUGUCAAAAUGCAAAAAGACAGGUUUCCAUCCACAUGCCACAGAUCUUCCAUUAUAUGAACAAAGUCAACAUGUAAUAUUUGACGAUACUGUUGAACAUUCUUCUGAUGAUCUCCGAUAAUCUGAAAGUCCACAGUGUUUGUACACAUACAGCCGUACAUCCAACAUCAAAAGAGCAAAGUAAGUGAUCCUGUCGAAAAAGACUACA